Molecule: messenger RNA, 1039 nt
Organism: Triticum dicoccoides
Lineage: Eukaryota; Viridiplantae; Streptophyta; Magnoliopsida; Poales; Poaceae
Exons: 5
Coding region: 374-883 (169 amino acids)
Source: RefSeq, a predicted model, not a curated record
AAUAAUUCUGAUUAAAUUGUGAAUAAAUUGAGUUAUAAUUACUUAGUAGCAUUGUCCUGGUAGGUAUCUUAUUUUUAGGAAAUUAGUUUAGCUAUCAAAAUCUAAGUUACAUUAUCGAUUCUCACAUUCGAAUAUUGGAUACUUUGAAAUGAGGGUCAUGGAAAGAAAGAGGUCUGUUUGAGUUUUGACAUGGUAUUGUGCUUGUACAGAUAUAGAUAAGUGCAGAAGGCCUUUGAUAUGUUUGUACCAAUGAGCUUAAAUUCAGGGAAUUUACUUUGGAUUGUGAGAAAUCAUUCAACGUGAUCAGGAAAAAGAUCAAGGCUGUCUUAGGUUUAGGGAUUUUGGCUUUCUACUGGGCGGUUGAUGCCAACAGAUGCAGGAUGUUGCUGGUGAGCGGGGAGGCUACCUUCAUGGGCGAGGAGCAUUGGACAGUGAUGAUUUGCUUUACCUUAAAGAGCAAAUGGAGGCUGAGGAAGAUGCAGAGCGUCUCCUCCGUCGUACAGAGAAGCGGGCAUUUGCUGCCUUUAAGCAAGCAGCAGUUCUAGCUGAUUCUGCACCUCCUAUUCCCGCGGCUCUUCGGGUCGAGCCUAGACCCAAAAGUGAUAUAAGGCAACGUGAUCUCUUGAAGAAGAUUGUCGAGAUCAAACCAAAGCGAGCAAAAGUCAGCAGCCCUCGACAAACAGCAGAGGGUGAUAGACCUAAGCAGGAACAAGAAGAUUCUAUGAGGAAAAUGUCUACGCAUGAAGGUGAAAAUGAACUGUCUCAAGGGUCUGUCAUCUUUGUGCAACCUCUGUCAAAACCAGGUGAUCCAGCGGAGGCCAAGUCGCAGAAUGCAGCUGUAAGCUUACUUGGUUUAGCGUAUGAGAGUUCGGACGAGGAAUAGUUUGUGGCGUGAAGAAAUUGUUGUAGACUCCGUGUUGAAGUUUUUCUGUUCUCUUGCUAGACUGUGUUGUAUCAUCAGAAGGAUAAAGAACUUAUGCCGGCACUGAUUAGGUGUCACUGCUGGAAAUCAAGCCUGAGUUACUUAUUGGGUAGACUA